UUACCAUGUCAGGAUUUCCUUUACAGAGCAGGAAAAAGGCAUCCCCGGGGGGUGGGGGCAUGUAGUGAAAGCGAUACUCUGCAAUGGGAUGUAACAGACUUUAGAAAAGAAGAUUUGGGUAUCACGCUGGAAGCGUGGUCGGAUAAGAGGCUCCUGAGACCUUUGCUUUAAGGAUCCCUCCCAGUAAUCUGCAUGGAAGGGAAAGAGCUGUCACAUUUCUCUCUGGGAUGUAUAAAACAACAAAAUGCGGAUCAACAUUUUUAUUUUUAUUUUUAUUUUCAACACAGACUGGAAAGAGGUCCGUCAUUCUUCUAAGGAUAUGAAUGACAUCUGGGGUGUGCAUGCCCAGACAAACUUUGGUACGCACACACAAACAAUCUCUGAAGAACUUUUGGAACUUUCCAGUAAGUGGGAGAAAUCACGGCAUUCAGGGUCUCCUGUGCCAGAUUUAGAUCACAAGAGCAACAUUCAUCUCACCCUGGGGGUGGAAGGUCAAGGGUUGGGGUACGGCACCACCGUCACUACAUUCCAGAGCACAACCCUGGCCCCCUCCCUCUGGACAGGUUCCAGUAUGUCUGCAGUACCUGAUAAGGAAGCUGUCGUCCUCACUCAGGAAGUGUCACACAAUUACCCGGACGCAUCUGGUACCGCUUCUGCCGUUUUGUACAUUAGCACCAGCACUUUGGGCCGCACCAUGCCUGAGAGCAGUGUGCACAGGGAGAUCUCUGUAGUACCAGGCCAAAGGGUCUCUGAACAUCUGGUUGCUGAUGUCAAGUCAGAGGUGUCACUGCUCCUGAAGUCCUCCACGCCUUCCCCCACUCUCAGUUCUGUCACUGUACCAUUCACACAGAGUCUGGGAGGCCAUCUGCAAGAGGCAGUCUCUGGGGCAGACUCUAGGCAUGCAAGAGCUCCUCUCCUUUCCACUGCAGGCCUGCUAGAGGCCUCCUCCUCCGGGAUGCUUCCAGCCAUCACUGCGACUUCUCCUGGUUCAUUACCGGAUGCCCUGAGCCUGCAGAGUGACAGCUAUGACACUUCUCCAACAAGCCACCCAGGGGGAAAAUGUCAUGUUGAUAUGAGCAUCAUCCCGUCCAGCAUCGCUUCCUUCCACUCAGAAGAUGAACCGGUUGAGUUUGACACCCAAAGUGUGUCACCCAGGUCAGGCAUACUGCCAACUGCCUCAGAUGCGUUUGCCGAACGUUCACUCAUCACUGUACCUGCAGGGCUCUCCCAGGAAGCUUCAGAAGAACCAGCCACAGGGCCAGGUGCCCUUUUAGGAAGGGGUUCGAGAAGUGUCACCCACAAAGGGUCACCUUUUGGCUCAGUGCUUGAAGACACUACUAACAUGGGGUUAGGACUAAGUCACAUGACUACUGGGGGUGCCACUGGGGACAUUGAAUUAAAUACUGUAGGUGAGGCCUCUCUUCCUGAUGUUCCUUUGUUCUCUAGCACUGUGAGGUUGAGUGCUGUAGAUGUUCUUCAUCAUGCAGAAAAUGGUACCUCAGAAAAAAUUGGAUCUUCCGUGCAAAGCAGAGAUCCUGACAGUCAAUUUACAACCACUAAUACUUAUGUAAGAUUGGAUUAUCAAGGGGCACAUGACAUUAUAGACUCCAGCACUAUUCACUUUCAGCAAGAGUCAACAGAUGUAAGUAAUGCUGACUUGCAUCCAUCUGAUCCCCAUACGAAUCCACAACAGAGUUCUGCACAGUCACACUCCACAGAAGUUCUAAAAAUACAGCCUGAAUCGAGUGCUUCAGCAGUGUCAAAUAGCUACAAUCCGAGUUCCAUUUCACUUACUGCAAUAUCAAAAACCUUUUCCUUAGCUGAAAACAAGACAAACUCAGAAACUAGCUCGCAGAGCUUAACCUCUCACUCCGAAUCUCACAGAGGAACACAGCCAAAUGGUAAUUCCUCCAUUUACAGCACCAUAAGUGGUCUGGAGGAGCUGAGCACCACCCCCUACAUGGCUUCCGUGUCUCCUGUAUUGACCCAAAGGACUAGUGUAUCUCAAAACUUAGAUGGAAGGACUUUUACCAGCAGUAAAGGGCAUUCUGAGAAUGAAAAUACCAGCACUGAACAUACUACUCAAGAAUACUCUCAGAGAGUAACACCAGUACACACACUUACAGUCAGUUCUGCAGAGUCUGAGAAGAUCCCAUUGAGUAGGAGAGAUGGGACCUCCACCUCAGUAGCUCCUCCUAUUUAUUCCACUUUGGAGGUGAGCAGCCCCACCUUCCAAUCACCAGGCGGCUUGCCGGUGAAUCCUAAGGCACCUGAAAGAUCCCCUUCGGUGCAAAGUGGAGUGAAGCAGGCCGGUACACAAUACUGCCACGACUGCGUGACCAACCCACUGGUGACCACCAGUUCCACAGUCAGCACGAGUGUACGUGCAACCUGGCAUGAUCCUGUGAGGACUACAGCAGCGCCACCUUCCACAUCCCCUCCCAUGACAGCUCCAGAGGCCCCGGGGAACCCCCUCACCACGGGUCCUUCCUCCGUGCACACUACUGUAAGCAGGCCUGGGACAACCCUUCAAUCUCCAGCUCAAACGGUCAAACGGAGAAUUUUCAUUGUUGAAGACCAGCCAGCCAUCAUCAAAGAAGAAACAGCACAGCUCCUCCUGCAGGUCAUACUGGCAUCUGAUGAAAAGGAUCAGCAUCUCAGAGGCUUGGAGGAGGACACAGUCACAAAGUUACAUCCAUUCUUACAGAAGGCUCCUGGCUUUCAGGCCCUACAGCUGUCAUGGACAAGCACUUCAACUGUCGUGCAGAGCGUGGCCACGUUCGACACCAGGGGAGCCCUGCCGUGGCUGGGGGUGGUCGGGGCACCCCUCCUGGAGGUGACAGGGCUGAGUGAUGCCGUGACGAAGGGGCUGUAUUUGAACAGCACGAGAGUGCAGAAGAUCACCGUGGGCGGACUGCAGUCUGAUCCCUGCUCUUGGCUCUUCCUAUGCCCCCCCGGCUUCCGAUGUGUCCCAGGCCACUCGGGCAAUGCCAGCUGCACCUCGCUGUGCCACGCGGGCUAUUGCAAGAACGACGGCAUAUGCAGCCACCACCAAGGCGAGGCGCCGACGUGCCAGUGCCCCGUUGGCGAGGACUUCUGGUUCAUGGGCAGGCAGUGUGACUCGCAGAUGACACGGCAGAGGCUGGUGGGCGUGUGCCUUGGCGUGCUUAUUGCUGUGGCCCUGCUGAUGGCCGCCGUGUCCUUUCUGGUCAUACGGCACUUCAAGGCCAUGCUGAUCCAGGCCAAGGUGGAUCAGACACGCAGCAGUUACAGACGUUUCAAUCAUUUCGACGAACUGUCGGGCAGGUUUUGGCUACGGUCUUGGCCCGGAUCUGCCGAUUCCCUCGACAACCCUGUUUUUAGUCACUCCGAUGAGCUUCUCCACCUCCGUGCAUUGGACCAGACCUGCUGUUACCAUGACGACACUCUGUCCAUCGUGUCCACCUUCCCCGGAAGCGAAACACAACUCAACACCAUCUACGCACACGGUUCGCAGUAUAACUGGGAUCUCAGUGGCAGCAGCAUCAACGAUUUCAUGGCCGACUCCGGCAAGGCGAGCGACAUCUCUGUGUGCAGCUGGCCCAUUGAGCCCAUCCAGUGGACGCCGUUUCCGUUGCUGCAGCAGCUGGGGGCCCAGCGGCCGACUAAGACAUCCCGGCCUCGCUCCUACUGCGAGGGAAUGGAGAUGGUGGACAUGGAGAAAACCUGGACUGAGCACCACCACAGCUAAGAAACCAGAGUACAGAAUAAACUGAACGACAGCCAUAAACUCGGAGCCGGCG
Molecule: messenger RNA, 3782 nt
Organism: Brienomyrus brachyistius
Lineage: Eukaryota; Metazoa; Chordata; Actinopteri; Osteoglossiformes; Mormyridae
Product: mucin-17
Exons: 11
Coding region: 245-3730 (1161 amino acids)
Source: RefSeq, a predicted model, not a curated record